AUGGUGUAUAAGUGUCGAAAAUAUAACAAGACUAGUCACAAUAGUAGGAAGUGUCCAAGCCAGACACAAAAUGCCUCUGCUGAGACUGAUUCACAUGGAUUUGUUAGACCUACACCUUCAGUUCCCAAGUCAAAUACUCAGAUGUCUGAGGAUCUCAUGGCAGAUGUACCAUUGGGAAGUCAACAAUCUACAUCAAACUAUUCUGUUGCUACAAGUAUUCCAGUGGAGAAUAUUGGGAAGUAUAAGUGCUCUAUCUGCCACCAAUAUGGUCACACCAAAGGCAGAAUAGAGGCUGAUACUCAAUCAUACUUCAAUCAUUUUGAUCCACCAGUCUUUGAUGGCCAAAAUUAUCAAGCAUGGGCUGUUAGGAUGACAGUCCACCUUGAGGCAUUGGAUCUUUGGGAAGCUGUAGAAGAAGAUUAUGAUGUACCACCGCUGCCAGCAAAUCCCACGGUGACACAAAUGAAGAAUCAUAAUGAGAGAAAAACAAGGAAGUCAAAGGCUAAAGCAUGUCUUUUCUCUGCCGUUUCAAGCACCAUAUUUACCAGGAUCAUGAACUUAGAAUCAGCCAAAGACAUAUGGGACUACCUCAAGAAGGAGUACCAGGGCAAUGAAAGAACCAAGAACAUGCAAGUGCUCAACUUAAUCAGAGAGUUCGAGAUGGUGAAGAUGAAGGAGUCAGAAACGAUCAAAGACUACUCCGAUAAGCUACUGGGCAUUGUUAACAAGGUAAAACUGCUAGCUAAGGACUUUUCUGAUGAGAGAAUCAUCCAAAACAUUCUUGUCACUUUACCGGAGAAAUAUGAGUCUAAAAUUUCUUCUUUAGAAGAGUCUAAAGAUCUGUCAAGCAUAUCCUUGGCGGAGUUGGUGAAUGCUUUGCAGGCUCUGGAGCAAAGAAGAAUGAUAAGGAAAGAAGAAAUUGUAGAGGGUGCAUUCAAAGCCAGAUCAGAAAGUUCUAGAGGAGGCAAAGACAAGAAAAUUACGGAGAAAAAAAAGAGCAGCAAGUCCAACAAUGCCAACAAAAUUGAUGCAAGUUCACCUUGCCCAUAUUGCAAGAAAUCGAACCAUAUGCCAAAAAGGUGCUGGUGGAGGCCUGAUAUCAAAUGCAGAAAGUGUGGCAAUAUGGAGCACAUGGAGAGGGUCUGCAAAUCGCAACAGCUUGAAACAGCAGGAGUGUCCACAAAACAACAAGAGGAAGAACAACUCUUCGUGGCUACGUGCUUUGCCACUAACAACAGCUCAAGUGAUUCCCGGUUGAUAGAUAGUGGCUGCACCAACCACAUGACCAAUGAUCAAGCUCUUUUUACAGAGAUUGAUAAGACUCUCAUUUUCAAAGUAAAAAUUGGAAAUGGUGAGUUCAUCUCAGUCAAGGGGAAAGGGACAGUUGCUAUUGAAAGCUUGACAGGUUUAAAGCACAUCACCAAUGUUUUAUAUGUGCCUGACAUUGAUCAAAACUUGCUUAGUGUUGGACAGCUUGUUGAAAAAGGUUUCAAAGUUAUUUUUGAAGACAAGUGGUACUUGAUCAAGGAUGCAAGGGGGCAAAAAUGUGUUUAA
Coffea arabica (coffee) is the source of this 1554-nucleotide messenger RNA. The record is from RefSeq and is a predicted model, not a curated record. Lineage: Eukaryota; Viridiplantae; Streptophyta; Magnoliopsida; Gentianales; Rubiaceae.